This is a messenger RNA of Condylostylus longicornis, 4749 nucleotides long. RefSeq lists its product as uncharacterized. Gene Ontology annotation, cellular component: Sin3-type complex. Lineage: Eukaryota; Metazoa; Arthropoda; Insecta; Diptera; Dolichopodidae. The record is from RefSeq and is a predicted model, not a curated record. Gene Ontology annotation, biological process: negative regulation of transcription by RNA polymerase II. The coding region runs from base 171 to 4442 and encodes 1423 amino acids. The transcript is spliced from 10 exons.
GGGAUAUACAUCUUUUUUAGAGUGUAUUUUGUUAAGAAAAAAAACUUAUUGGAAAAAUUUGAAGUUUUUUCUUUGGAGAUUAAUAUUUAGAAAAUAUGAAAUUCACAAAACAAUUAUAUAUUAUAUAGAAAAGGUUUAUAAAGUUAAGCAAGUAAAUAAAUAAAAGGAAUAUGAGCUCGUCUGGUGGUGCCGGUUCUGGGACCUCGGACAAUACUUCUGUAAUUAGUGGUUCAGUUAGUGGUACUUCUGGUGAUAAGCAAACUCAACAAAUACUUCAAAAAUCUCUAGGUGGGGGUACAACAACGUUUCCCAUAAAUUUGGCAGCAAAUAAAAUUGGACAUGUUAAGCCUGCCACUAUAGAUACUAUAAAAGUAGCUACGCCUAUUCAAACUGGAUUAUCUGGUAGUGGACAAAUGCAGCAAACUUCGUAUAGACCUGUAACUACACGUGUUGUAAUGCCAACUGGGACUAUAGUACCUGGUACAAUGAUAAAACAAAUAAACGCUGCACAGGUUGACAACACGGGUAGUGGAGGAAAUGUUCGUGCUCAAAUAACUGCUAUUCCAGCAAGGACAAUAUCUCAAACAUCGAUUACGGUAACACGGUCUGUUACGCCAACGACUUACAUACCCAGACCUGGAGUAAAUACUGCUACAAUACAAACAACCCAACGAAUGUCAGCUCCGAUAAGGAGUUCUACACCACCAACAGUUGCCAAUUUGGCUACUGGAACUUUUGUGAGAGGAGCUUCGGUUGCAAGAAAUUCUUCUUCACCGGCGACAACGGUUAUAUCACCAACAAAUGCUACCUGGAUGGCAACUGGUGGUCAGGUUCAGCUGAUUAGGACGAUAAGCCACCAACCCCGCCAGAGGUUGAUUACCCAAAAUAUAACAGGCAACGUUUCAAAUCCAGGUGGAGUCGUAUCUGCUUCUAACGCUGCAGCUGGAAUUGUUGCUGUUGGCCAAGUUUCUGGUCCAAGUCAAGGUAGUUCAGGUUCGGCCCAAGGUAUACCUUCGCAUCAAGGGUCCAUUCAAACGUCUCAGCAACAGCAACAAACGUUUGUUGCAACAUUGGCGACGGUUUUACCACCACGUCAACAAACAGCAACACUGGUAUACAGCAAUGUGUCAAAUUCUCAAGGGCAGCAAUACACUUCUGUAACAGGAGGGUCGGCACAGCGUUAUACGGUUGCAACUCCAAUUACUGGGAGCACGCAAAGACAAGUAAGACCCAUACAGCUAAAUAAUAGAGCAUUUUCAACAGCAACUAAAUUGGGUACCGUGAGUGGGAUGAAUACGACUAGUAUUAGUAUUCGAGCACCUAAUACAAUACCUGUUUUAACUCCAACAAUAAAUACUGGCAACACAGGCACCAAUACAAUACAAGGUAGAUUAACAACUACUUCCGGUCCUAGUGGAAAUGCGAACGUUAGCUCUUCUGCAGGUUCAUCAGGAAAUAUCAAUUUGCCAACAAAUAGCUUAACAACAACGAGAAUAAUUCAAUUACAACAACAACCUGGUACAGGAGGACAACAAUUAAUUGGAACUGCAGGACAACGUAUUACAAGUAAUUUGAUAAUGCAGCCAAUUAUAAUGAAUACAGGAGGAAAAUUGGGUAUACGCACACCAGCUACCGUUAAUCCAAAGGGUAGCUCUUCUCUAACUAUUACCCAAUUGGGCAGUUUAACUAAACAAUCUGGAGCCAAUAUUAGUGGCAUACAAGGGGCAACAAUUUCUCAAUCAGCUAUAAAUCAAACUGGUGCGACGGUGGUUGCGUCUGUUGCUCCUUCGGGUACUAUAGUACAACAAACUGCGCAGUCUCAACAACAAUCACAAUCACAACAACAAAAUCAACCAACGUCAGUUAGUUUAAGCGUUUCAAGCAAUCAGCAACCUAUUACCCAAAUUGUCAGUGUUAAUCAAGCUCUAUCUGGAAGUACCAGUUCUGGUCAAAGUGGUCAAAUUAUAUCUACACAAAAUGUUCCAGUAUCUGCAACUGUUGUACCUCUGGCCAUUACGUCGAAAGGUGCAACGAAUGUGUUCACAGGUACUCUUAAUCCUAUUAAAGCUGGUACUGGAAUCGCUGGAUCAAUUACAAAAGUUAUAUCGCAAUCACUACAACAGCAGACACAACAGCAACAGCAGCAACAUCAAGCUAAUAAUUCAGCAUCCGUUGCAGAGAUUAUUACAUCACAAUCUGGCUCUGGACAACAUCACCAACCAACAAGUGUUUUUAUACAUGCCCGUCCGCCAAAUUCUGGUUCUGGUGCAAGUGGGGGUGCUACAGUUAUACCAAAUAGUGGUACUUUUCUGAACAGUGGGACUUUUUAUUACGAAUCCGUUCCUGCCAAUUCAGUUACAGUAUCGACCGGGGUACUUUCCCUUACAACAACUACGGUAACCUCUACUGUUUCCUCCAGUCAACCUGUUACAUCUAUUUCAGCUGGAAAUAUUUCAACAUCUCUUCCUUUUUCUCCUUCCGGAAAUGCUGGUGGGGGGACGUUUACAGUUGUACCCGCAUCGGCUGUUACAAAUAUUGCUGGUAGUAUUGGAAGUAGUACCAGUGCAAGUGGUUCCAGGGCCAUAGGACAAAUUCAAAUUCCAGUUUCUGGAAACCUGCCAGUUGUAUCCGCUUCCGCUACAUCGAACGUCAAUUCAAGUCAAAUACAGGCUGUACCAAUUAGAUUCAGCAGUCAAAAUAUCUCUCAACAUACAAUUCAGUCACAACAGCAACAGCCGCAAACAUUACAGCAUAAUACAACGUCAUCAGCACCAUCAACUCUUAAUGAGCAAGUUAUUUCUACAACUGUUCCGUCAUUAUCUAGUGCUCCGCAUCAGCAGUCACAACAAAAUUCAUCUCAAGCCCAACAUCAAAUAAUUACUAUGACGACUCAGCAAACGCACUCUGGACAAUUGCCUUCUGGAAAUGCAAAUCAACAAACCGCCCAUAUGAUCAUACCAAUUCAAACUUCUUCAAUAAAACUAACAGGUACAUCUUCUGCGACGUCAUCUUCAGUAGCACAAAGCAAUCAAAGGCAUAUAACAAACAGCAAUACAAACUCUGGACCUGGAAACGUUGUCCAAGCAAUAGCCAACAUAAGUUCUGUAAAUACAGCCUUUUUAAGAAAACGUGAUACUGAAGGAUCCCCAAUUAGAGCUGCGAAAAAUUUGGCUCCAACAUUAUUAUCUAUGGGAACAUCCUCUGCUAUUUCCUCAGGCAGUAGUCCUGUUAGUAUUUCAAGUAGUACAGGAAGUGUUGUAGGUUUAAAUGUUGCAUCCAGCAGUAAUUUAAGUAACACUAUUCAACAAAAUAACAGCAGUAGCAGUACAAUAAAUUUAAUCAAUCAAAAAGAGCACCAACGUGCAAUAUCACCCAUAUCAAGGCCGGGAUCAUCAGAUGGCUCAACAACUGUGAGUGCAAAUUCCAGUCCCGGUCUGGAUCAACAAAUGAAUGAAGAGUUGCAACCGAUGAAUCGUAUUAGCAGCGAAUCACACUUUAAUCCUAUAAAUGAAAUGUAUGCUAAUCAUCAAAAUCAUAUUCCUUCUUCAAUAACUGGAAUGAGAAGGCAACAACAACAGCAACAACAACUGCACCAACAACAACACCAGCAACAAUCCCAUCAACAGCAACAUCAACAACAACAUCUUCAGCAGCAACAGCAACAAACGCAAUCGCUACACACAGAUAGUAUUCAAAUUUCUCAGGCUGCUGUUAGUAAUGGAAAUAUUGAGUUCACCCCACCAAGGAAAAAGUCUAGGAGAUCUACCAAUGAUAGUCAGAAUUCAAGUGUUUCACAUCAUCAACAAUUAAGCUCGCAAUCUGGACAUUUACCAACACAAAACAAUCAAACUAUUGCCAAUAUUAAUAAUUCAGUAAAUGCAAACAAUGGAAGCAUUAUUGGAAAUAUUAUUCAAGAAAAUGCUAACAAAGUUAAUAACAAUGUUGUCAAUAAUAAGGAAAAUGCAAAGCCUACAGAUUAUAUUAUUAAAAAGCCGCGAACAUGUAAUCUUUUAGACACUUACAAACAAAAUUGGAAAUCGGCUAACAAUCACUUUCAACGUUAUUCUGAUGUUAAACCACGUGAGGAACGUCGUCCAACAGUUAUGGAUUUAGCUAACCAAGCGAAUGUAAUACAAAAAAUAAAUGGUUGGAAAAUUCAUCAUUUAAGUGCCCAAAUGGAAGAUUUGUGUGAAAUCGAGGGACAGGUUUAUGAUAAAUUAAGUGAAAUGUUAAAAAAAUUCGAAAUACAUGGAAAAAAUUCCGAGUUAGAUCGUGUUAGUGAAUUAAUAAAGGGAAAUAUGCAACGUAGUAAAAUAAUAUCUGAUGGAGUAAAUGAAGCUAGAUCGCAAAUAAUGAAAAUAUUUGAGCAUAAAAAUCAUGUUUCCGAUAUUAUUCAUCGUUGUGCAUCCAAAAGAAAUUUUAAGAAAAGAGAAAAGCCAUAAAAAUCUUUGAAAAUGAAGAGAAAAAAAUUAUAAUUUAUGCUAGAGAAUGAAAAAAAAAAAACAAUUUCAAACAGUUUUUAAAUAUUACCUAAUUAUUUAAUUAAUUUUAAGUGAAAAAAAAGAAUCAAACGAUAAAUACAAUUUUAAAAAGCUUAUAUAAAUUUCAUAUAUAUGUAUAUAUACAAAUUUGUAUGAAUAUAUAUAUGUUAAUAUGCAUUUAUAUGUAUAAAUAUAAAUUUUACAUAUAUUUACACGCAUAAAUUUCUUUCAAAAUUGGAUCUGUAAAAGUUAUCAUUUAUGAUAAAUU